Messenger RNA from Poecilia reticulata (guppy), 1133 nucleotides. It is a transcript of the gene fam204a, whose product is annotated as family with sequence similarity 204 member A. Lineage: Eukaryota; Metazoa; Chordata; Actinopteri; Cyprinodontiformes; Poeciliidae. The record is from RefSeq and is a predicted model, not a curated record.
GCAAAAACGUCACAGUGUUUACCCGGAAACGAGUGCCUGUGUUGAACUGUGAUGUAGUUUAAGGAUUUCCCGGAGUUUUUCACUUAGUAAGGCUGAAUAUUUUGUAUAUUUAGUGUUUAAAUGAGUGACUCGAUAUGUAUAGCGGACUGUUACCUAAAGAUUUAACGGAAGACGAUCUCAGUCCAGACGAGGAGGAGAAGGAUGAACCAGAAAACGAUGUCGAGAAUCUUUCUGCUGGAAAUUUAAGCCAUGUUGCUGAAAACACAGACUUUCCGGAUGAUGGUGGAUCCACUCAGACUGGGAACGGUGUCGACGAUGAUUCCAGGACAUGCAGCAUGCCUGGAAUAUCCGAGGAAAUGUGGCAGAAAUUUCAGGAGCUCCGGAAAAAGAAAGAUGAAAUUAAGACAACAAAGAUCCACGAAAGAAGAAAAAGAAGACGCAGAAAAGAAAGAAAAAGCGAGGAACCUGCAGAGGACAGGCGGCGACAGGACGGCCGGGAGAAGCACUGGAAGGAGCUGAAGCAGUAUUUCGGUGUGAACGAUCGAUUUCAACCCCCUGCCGGCUCCAAGCCGCCUCCGAAGUCCGGCCUGGAAAAGAGCAUGGAGGAGGCCGUCGCUGAAGGGGACAUUGCAAAGGCGGAGGAGAUGAGCGACAGACUCGCCAGUCGAGAGAUGGCCGUGCAAAUCGCUCAGGCUGCGGAUUGCCGUGACUUUGUGCAUCGCAAACAGGAAGAGGAAGCGUUGAGGGCAGCGAGGAAGAGGAAGAGGCAGAUCGCCUGGGGGUUUGAGGCGAAGCAACGAUGGGAAACCAAAAGCAAUAUGGGCUUCAUGUGAUGAAAAUGGAGGAAGAGGAGUUAAUUUGAUUAAAAAAGUGUUUUUUUAUUCCUUUUCAUUCUUCUUGUACGUUUUGAAGGCAUUGCAGCAGCUGAAUGUGAGGGGGAAAUGUCAGGCAGUCGGCUGAGAGAAAACCAAUCCAGAGUGAAGCAGAGAGAGGAAAAUAAUGAAGAAGCAUUCAAAUUAAUUCCCAAGGCGCCCACUGGUGUCUGCAUUGUGUUAUUUUUCAUUACAUUUCAGUGAUUUCAGCCUUUUUUCCCUUCCCUCCCCUUCAAAUUAAAUCUGGUGUACAUUACUGGA